AUGGCUCAACUCGACCAAAUGCAAGGUCUAGUUGCCACUCUGAUUCUCCUGACAGUAGCAUUGCUUGCAUACAGAUCAGUCAUUUCUAGGCAACGUCUCAAAAGCAGCCAUCCACUGCCACCCGGUCCCAAACCACGAAUGCUCAUCGGGAAUAUCCCAGAUCUCCCACCCGCGGGCGCGAAAGAAUGGCUUCAUUGGCUCAAGCUCAAGGAGCAGUAUGGUCCCAUCAGCUCGUUGUCGGUACUCGGACAGAACAUAAUCAUAAUCAGCGACUACAAGAUUGCCGUCGACCUGAUGGAGAAGCGCUCGGCCUUCACUUCCUCUCGUCCGGUUCUCGAGUUCGGUUCAAAGCUCUGUGGCUGGGAGAGAGGACUUGCGAUGAUGCCGUACUCUCCCAAAGUGCGUGCCUAUCGCAAGGCACUCCACGCUGUGCUUGGGACGCCCUCUGCGAUCGACCCGUUUCGACCACUGAUUGAGCUGGAGACGCGUCGGUUUCUGGUCCGAGUCCUCGAGAAGCCCGAGGACGUUUUGCACUUAAUACGUACCCAAGCAGGUGCCGUCAUACUGAAAAUCGGCUAUGGGUAUACGAUUGAGCCUCGUGGACAUGACCCUUUGGUCGACCUGGCGGAUGAAGGUGUGGAUCAAUUCUCCAAGGCUUGUGCACCUGGUGCAUGGAUGGUAGAUGUCAUCCCUGCCUUGAAGUAUUUGCCAGAAUGGCUGCCUGGUGCAGGGUUCAAGCGCACAGCACGUCACUGGAAGGCGACCCUUCAUGCCGUGGCGGACAGACCGUACGCAUUCGUGGAGAGGCAGCUCAAGAAAGGCGACGCGGAUCCCUCAUACCUUUCCAAGCUGAUCGAAACCGAUGAGGGAAACUUGACUCCCGAGGCUGAGGAGAUUGCUCGCUGGUCAGCCUUUUCGUUGUACACUGGCGGUGCUGACACGACAGUGUCUUCGAUGUCGUGCUUCGUCCUCGCGAUGGCGUUGUACCCUGGCGCACAGAAGAAGGCGCAGACAGAGAUUGAUGCUUUCGUCGGCACGUCACGCCUACCUACAUUCAAAGACCGCGCAUCUCUGCCGUACGUCGACGCUCUGAUCAAAGAAGUCCUCCGCUGGCACCCCGUGGCUCCCAUGGGUGUGCCUCACCUGACGACGAAAGGUGAGGUGUACAACGACUACCUGAUCCCCGAGAACAGUCUGCUCAUUCCGAACAUGUGGGCCAUGCUUCAUGAUCCAGCCGUCUACCGUCAGCCAGAUGUCUUCAAUCCUUCACGCUACCUCGGUGACUGCGCUGAGCCAGAUCCACACAACAUCUCGUUCGGUUUCGGACGAAGAAUUUGUCCCGGAAAGCUCUUCGCCGAUUCCACUCUCUUCUCAACAAUCGCCAGUUUCCUGGCAGUUUUUGAUGUAAGGAAAUACAGAGACGUCAAUGGAAAGGAGGUCGAUCCCGAAGUCAGUUUCCUGCCCGGGCUCAUUAGUCAUCCGAAGCCGUUCAAGUGUGACAUUAGGCCAAGGUCGGCGGAGCACGAGAGAUUGAUCAGGAGCGUUGAGAUUGAGCAUCCGUCGCCAGAACAUGGAGAUGCAAAGUAUCUGGAUUCGGAAUUAGCGUAG
Molecule: messenger RNA, 1608 nt
Organism: Cladophialophora carrionii CBS 160.54
Lineage: Eukaryota; Fungi; Ascomycota; Eurotiomycetes; Chaetothyriales; Herpotrichiellaceae
Exons: 1
Coding region: 1-1608 (535 amino acids)
Molecular function (GO): oxidoreductase activity, acting on paired donors, with incorporation or reduction of molecular oxygen; heme binding; monooxygenase activity
Source: RefSeq, a predicted model, not a curated record